CUCACCCGCGGCCUGGCCCCCACAGGGGCAGGCAGCAAUGCAGGCCAGUUCCUGCGGCCGAGGAGGACUCGGUCAGGGACACUGGGUGUGGGAGACACAGGGGGAGGUGGUCCCACUAAGCCCGUCCCCAUGGGAGUCAGAAGAAGUGCGCCAGCAUUGAGAUGGAAGGAAGCGUGUCAGGAGGAAGCGGUCAGAUCAGCCUCAGGGAACCUGCUGCCCAUCCAUGUUGGUGGCCAGGACGUGGGGGGCACUCAUGCCUACUCAGCAUCUCUCACCGCUGGGCUGUGGGAGCCAGCAGGUGGGUGGAGGCCCAGAUGGAGAAGGGAGCUGUCCUAGGGUCACACAGUCUGUAGCUGGGCCCAGGCCGUGGGUUAGCCUUUUGUGGCCCAGUUCUUCCACCUGGCCUUGCCUGAGCCCCAGGAUGGGGGCAUUCACGGUGCUGGGGAGAAGUUGGGCAGGCCAGGCCAGUCCGGGAUGUUGGCCACUCUUUCCUGACAGGCCAGCUUGAUCUUAACCCCUGCCCUACCUGGGACCCUGGUAGCAGAGGUGCCUUUCUUUUCUGUGUCUACCCGCCCCCCCCCCCCCCCCGCAACCCCUCCCUGCCCCAGAGGUACACAGACACAACAGCGUCAGGCCUGGGAGCACCUAGUAGCACAGGGUGGCAAAUGAAUGAGGGGCAGUGAUGGAUAAGGAUGUGUCCAACCUGCUAUGGCCCGUCCAGGGAGGGCAGGGGACAGGAGGGGAGGCCGGAGCCAGCAGAGGCCCAGGGGACCCUGGGAGAAGGUGGGGGCAGGCCUGCUCCCUCCCUCCCUCCUUCCCCGCCCCCACCCCUGGGCUGGCCGGGCUCCCAUCAGCCGCUGCUGCAUCAUCAAUAUUUCAUCGGCGUCAAUAAGAGGCAGCCACAGGGACAGCGGCUGCAGCAGCACUCGAGCCAGCGCCAGUCACGGUUCGUCUGGGGAGUCAGACUCCCAUCCCUGCCCGCCGCCAUGGACGUCUUCAAGAAGGGCUUCUCUAUUGCCAAGGAGGGUGUGGUGGGUGCCGUGGAAAAGACAAAGCAGGGGGUGACGGAGGCGGCUGAGAAGACCAAGGAGGGUGUCAUGUAUGUGGGAGUCAAGACCAAAGAGGGUGUUGUGCAGAGUGUGACUUCAGUGGCUGAGAAGACCAAGGAGCAGGCCAACGCCGUGAGUGAAGCCGUGGUCUCCAGUGUCAACACCGUGGCCACCAAGACGGUGGAGGAGGCGGAGAACAUUGCAAUCACCUCUGGAGUGGUGCGCAAGGAAGCCCUGAAGAAACCUGUCCCCUCACAGGAGGAUGAGGCAGCCAAAGAGGAAGAGCAAGUGGCUGAGGAGACCAAGAGUGGGGGAGAUUAGAAGGCUGCCCUGAUCUGCAGAGGCCUUGAGGAGCAUGCCAUCCCCUCUUGGCACAAGGAGUGUCUGGUCCUGGAGUAUGACCUACAGAGCUGCCAGCUCCCCACACCCUCCUCCAGCUCCCCACACCCUCCUCCAGCUCCCCACAGGCCCAUCCUCCCUGCUACCACCACCACUGCCUUCACCUCCCUACCUUAUCCCUGCCCACCACCCUCUGAUCUUUCUGACCCCACAGAUGCUGCUGUGAAUUUUUUUUUUUUUAUGAUUUUAAUGAUUCCAAAUAAAACUCAAAUCCCCACUGCA
Cervus elaphus (red deer) is the source of this 1670-nucleotide messenger RNA. RefSeq names its product synuclein gamma (gene SNCG). The transcript is spliced from 5 exons. The record is from RefSeq and is a predicted model, not a curated record. The coding region runs from base 693 to 1370 and encodes 225 amino acids. Gene Ontology annotation, biological process: synaptic vesicle endocytosis; chemical synaptic transmission; synapse organization. Gene Ontology annotation, molecular function: cuprous ion binding. Lineage: Eukaryota; Metazoa; Chordata; Mammalia; Artiodactyla; Cervidae. Gene Ontology annotation, cellular component: cytoplasm; neuronal cell body; axon terminus.